Molecule: messenger RNA, 1449 nt
Organism: Eremothecium sinecaudum
Lineage: Eukaryota; Fungi; Ascomycota; Saccharomycetes; Saccharomycetales; Saccharomycetaceae
Gene: BNA2
Product: dioxygenase BNA2
Exons: 1
Coding region: 1-1449 (482 amino acids)
Biological process (GO): 'de novo' NAD+ biosynthetic process from L-tryptophan
Cellular component (GO): cytoplasm
Molecular function (GO): metal ion binding; indoleamine 2,3-dioxygenase activity; heme binding
Source: RefSeq, a predicted model, not a curated record
AUGUCCUCGGAAUUACCACUUCCAAUUUUGGAGGACUAUGGAAUCUCUCCUAUCAAUGGCUUUCUGCCCACUAAAUUCCCGGCUUCACAGCUUACGAACAUUUAUUAUAUGAAAUGGGAGAAUAUUCUAACAAAUUUACCGUCUUUAAUACUUACUGGAAGAUUAAGAAAAAUUGUAGAUGAGUUACCAAUUUUGGAAGUUAAAGAUGAACUUUUAAAUGAUGUGUCUCAAUUGAGGAGGGCUUAUUCAGUUCUUACGUUUAUUGCUAAUGCAUACAUAUGGGGCCGCGACACAGCUUGCGACACCUUACCAGAUAGUGUAGCAAAACCAUUAUUGGUUGUAAGUGAGGCUUUAGGACUUCCCCCAUUAGCCACGUAUGCUUCCCUAAUACUUUGGAAUUUUAGGCCUAUUGUGAUGGACUUGAGUGAUUCAGACCUAUGGGAUUUAGAUAAUCUCUCUACUAUUAAUACAUUCACAGGCGCUAUGGAUGAAAGUUGGUUUUAUUUAGUAUCAGUAUACUUUGAAAAAGUUGGAGCAAAAUGCAUUGUUGCUGGAAUGGAUGCUCUUAGAGCAGUGAGAUCCAAUGACCGGAAAGCGGUUACUAGUGCAUUGCAAGAUCUCGCUGAACAUAUCGAUACUUUGGGUACUGUUUUAAUGAAAAUGGAAAACAUGUGCGAUCCAUAUGUUUUCUACUAUAGAAUCAGACCAUACCUUGCUGGGUGGAAGCAGAUGGAAGAUGCUGGUUUACCAAACGGUGUCAAAUAUGGUUCUGAAGGGGAUUACCGGUGCUAUGCCGGGGGCUCUAAUGCCCAGAGUUCUCUAAUACAAACUUUGGACAUUUUCUUGGGUGUUGAACACUUUCCUGAAGGUGUGCAAUCUAAGGUGGAAGAUAGAACUAUAUCUGCAUUGAGUAAUAAGAAUUCUUAUCUCAAUGACAUGAGAAGCUACAUGCCAAAAGAACACCGAGCCUUUUUGGAGCACUUGGCAAAGGUUUGUAAUAUAAGAGACUAUGUUCUAACUAAUAAGGCUUCUGACCCCAAGUUGUUACUUACUUAUGAUGCUUGUGUUGGAAUGUUGAAGUCAUUUCGUGACAAACAUAUACAGAUUGUCACACGUUAUGUCAUUUUACAAGCUAGGAAAGGUCGAGCUUCCAGAUCAAAAACAUUUCGGGCGGGUUUGUCGAAGAAUUUUGGGAGUACGCAACAGACGGGAACUGGUGGUACAUCCUUGAUACCCUUCUUAAAGCAAUGUAGAGACGAAACCGGCAAUGUCGCUGCAAGCGAAUGGGGAAAUAGAAUUUUGAAUAUGGGCACGUUAAAUGUUCGUGAAUCAGGAUUUGAGGUAGCGCCCAAACGUAACCGAUCGAAUGAGCGUAACUCUCCUGGCAAGCGUCAAAAAGUUGUUGAACAGGUAGAAGAUACAGAACAAUCUUCUGUAGGCCACUGGUAG